AUGGCGACAAAUACACUACCCCCAAACAUACACCCACAAAAGAGGAAAAACGAAGACCACCUUCGUCCGAGCACGCGAAGGCCUGUUCAAAAGAGAGCCUCCGCCGCGUGUCGCAGCUGUCGUGCUCGGAAAGUUCGCUGUGAUGUUCUACUGAAGAGCACGCCCUGCACUAACUGCCGCCUGGAUGGCGCCGAAUGUAUCAUUGCAGAGAGCAAACGGACAAGAUUUGCUCGUACAGCGGAUGGCACAACGAUACUCAUUGGAAACCCGCGAACAUAUACUGACAACAACGAUGGGAACGCGGGAAUUGUCGCACCGAACAAUGAUCUCAUUGAAUCUUCAGGCAAUCCAAGCGUUGAACAAAACAAUGACUACGAUAGUAGCAGCGACUGCGAAUCGCGGCAGCAGAAAUCGCCGGCCGAUCCAAUCAUCGCGCAUGACAUGAUCUUGACAAACAUGUUCUCCAUCAUGAAUCAGCUUUUCGGGCCCGCGCCGGAGUCCAUGCGUAGAGAGCCUGAUAUAGACCUUCCCCGAUUCAUCAAGCAAUCCCGCGUGGACCUCGAGAUUAACGAUUUAAAUUACCUGCAGAAGAAGGGGGCGUUCGAAAUACCCCAUUUUGCGUUUCGGAAUGCACUUCUGAAAAGCUUUGUAAACUAUGUUCAUGUUUACAUGCCCUUCCUUGACCUUAAGGAUUUCCUACAGACCAUCUACGAGAACACUGGAAGAAAGCGUAUAAGUUUGUUGCUUUUCCAGGCUGUAAUGUUUGCCGGGACGGCGUUCGUUAAUAUGAAGCAUCUACGCAUGGCAGGAUAUGAAUCUAGAAGAGCAGCGCGGAAGGCCUUCUUUCAGAGAGUGAGGGCGCUCUAUGACCAAGAUUAUGAAGAGGAGCCGAUUGUUAUUAUUCAGACAUUAAUGCUCAUGAGUUAUUGGAUGGAAACUGCGUUUGAUCAGAAAGACUGCUUUCACUGGAUCGGCAUCAGUCUAGCCUUAGCUAGACUUAAUGGCAUGCAUUUUGAUGCCACAAGCGCUUCGAUGGAUCUUGAUCAAAGACGAAUUUGGAGACGUACCUGGUGGAUUUUAUACAGCAGAGACAAAAUGAUCGCGCUUGGUCUGAGGCGCCCUAUAAGGCUUAGAGACGGUGAACAUGACCUCGACAUGAUCAACCUGGACGAUUUUGACCUCCAGCCAUUUCCAACCCACCUGUGGCAAAUGAUCGGGGCGAGCGAAGUCCUUAACAACCCAGAAUACCAGCGAGUUUUGGCACUACUGUUCAUUGAGAAGAUAAAAUUGUGCAACCAUUUACAUCGUGCACUCAUUUUGCAGUACCCCACUCCGGCCGAGGGCAUCGAGAUGAUGAGAGCUGCUAGGAUGGCCCUUAUUCCGAAACAAGUGGUACCGGAUGUCACGCAGAUCAGACAUCUUGAUGAAGGCCUAGACACAUGGUUCGCCAACUCCCCCCAGGAAACUCGAUACUCCCCACAGUUCGGCUGCCAAUUGUCCGAAGGCGAGGAAGUCCUGCAUGUUCACCGCGCGAUGCUAAGAUUAAUUUAUCUCGCUACGCGAAGCACACUCCAUCUUCCAAAGAUCAUACGCGCCCUCCCAAACAAACUCCAGCCGAUCGAAUUACACCGACAAUCACUCGAAAAGGUCCGGCACGCCGCUGCCGGAAUAACAUCCAUCACACAGGACCUGCAGCACCUAAACCUAAUCCGCUACCUCCCCUCAAACGGCACCACCCCUCUCCUCUCCGCCAUCGCAAUGUUCGUCAUCGACACCCUCGUCUCACCAGGCUCCUCUAUCAAACUCAGCAGCAUAAACGGCUUACACCAAUGCCUGCGGACAAUCGUCCGCCUGCGGGAAAUCUAUCCGAUCGCCGACGACUUUGCCAGCGCCGUGGAAAUGCUCAUUCGCAACAUCAGCGUACAUCAGCACCUGGAAUACCUACACAACCCGUUGUCCAUUCAGGACAGGACUGCGGAUUGCUUCGACCUUACCAGCGCUAUGACGGAAUGCUACGGCCCCGCGUCAGAGCCCAAGACAUCUCCCCCUAGCCUGAAGAUUUUAGAUUCUAUCAUCUGUCACCCGCGCAUGCGGGAGGGGAGCAGUGCCUCUUCGUCGGAUACUGGGACCAGUGCUGAGAUUGUUAGGGAUAUAGUAUAUCAGGAUAGGGAGCACUACGGAUUUGCAAAUAUCCAUGCAAAUGCCAACGCAUAUGCGAAUGCGAAUGUGAAUGCAACAGGAAACCCAAAUGAAACGGGAUUUCUUCUUGGGCCCGAGAACCGCAUUGGCGGUGGCUAUAACGCGUCUACCUCGUCGUCCAGCUACAGCAGCCCGGGCAGCUAUGGCCAUUGCGACUCCAGCACGAACACCCUAAGCAGUUACGCCGUGAACUAUCAUAUGGCACAGGUACCCUUCCAAAGCGCAAACCAAGCUGAUCCCGCAGCGGCACCACGGACGGGAGCUGGGAUCGAAUCCGAACCGCAACCGCUACUGCAACCGCUACCACCACUGACCGAACCGGGGAGGCCAUAUCCAAUGCCCGGCCAGGGAAUGGAUGACCAAUCCAUCCAAAACGUGCUAUCUAUGUUCUCGGGGCAUUACCCGAUGUAUGAUAUGGGCUACACGCAGUGCGGGGACAGGCCCGUCCAUGAUGUUUUGCCUAGAAACCAACGAUGA
Molecule: messenger RNA, 2676 nt
Organism: Histoplasma capsulatum G186AR
Lineage: Eukaryota; Fungi; Ascomycota; Eurotiomycetes; Onygenales; Ajellomycetaceae
Product: fungal specific transcription factor domain-containing protein
Exons: 3
Coding region: 1-2676 (891 amino acids)
Biological process (GO): DNA-templated transcription; regulation of DNA-templated transcription
Molecular function (GO): DNA-binding transcription factor activity, RNA polymerase II-specific; DNA binding; zinc ion binding
Source: RefSeq, a predicted model, not a curated record